Messenger RNA from Colletotrichum gloeosporioides, 1551 nucleotides. RefSeq lists its product as uncharacterized. Gene Ontology annotation, biological process: regulation of DNA-templated transcription. The coding region runs from base 1 to 1551 and encodes 516 amino acids. NCBI's taxonomy places the organism in Eukaryota, Fungi, Ascomycota, Sordariomycetes, Glomerellales, Glomerellaceae. The transcript is spliced from 3 exons. Gene Ontology annotation, molecular function: zinc ion binding; DNA-binding transcription factor activity, RNA polymerase II-specific. The record is from RefSeq and is a predicted model, not a curated record.
AUGAAAACCAAACAACAUACAGUCUGCGACGAAUGCCGAAGACGAAAACUUGGCGUAAGGGCCCGCAAAUGCGACGGAAAGCAGCCAUCCUGCUCUCAGUGUGUCUUGUCCGGCCUCGGCUGUCCAGGGUACAAGAAACACAUUGUAUUCCGACAACCCACGUCACCCAGUUCAGUCGCUUCAGGCCAACGAAAGAAGCGGCCACGUCAAAAUAGACGCCCUAACAACACAAGUCAAAAGCCGAUACCUCCGACUCGGGCUUUGACCUGGCCGCUCAGCGACGUGCUUUCACUAUGCGUCCAAAACUUCGUCCCUGCCAACGAGUUGGGCUCAAUGUCCAGUAACUCAGCACUUUCACAGUCUAGAAUAUGCGGAGCAUGGGUGGAAGUUCUCCCAGGACUUAUCGGAGGAGAUGGAAGACAUGACGGACCUUUAUCCUCCGCCAUCAAAGCUCUGGGGAUCUCGCUGGUCGCCAGAGGCCCAAGCGGGCGAGCCCCUGUUCAUGAAGCCAUUGCAGCGCACUCCUCAGCACUCAAGGCUGUAGGACGGCUUAUUCCACACGCCAAUGAUGAUCCGAACAAUUACGAUGAGAUAUCCGCAGCCAUCAUGUGCUUAUUCCUAUCAGAGGUGUGCAGUCUUGGUCCCUAUUUCGCUCUCUCUACUGACAGGAGAAUGUCGCAGAAAUUCUUUCCCACAUCAAGCUCUGCAGCAACAGUGCACGCGAGGGGCAUCGGGGAGCUCAUUCAACUCCGCCCGCCUCAAUUCUACGCAUCUGGAACACCCCAUAAGCUUUUUUAUGGCAACACUGUGUUCAUCUUCAUGGCCUUAUCUGUGCUAAUAUCUCAGAUUCUCCAUGCCUUUGACACCCGGAAAUCGACCUUUCUCGGAGCGCCUGAAUGGAAAACAGAGCCGUUUCGCGGUGUGGUUCAAGAUCCCCUGCAGACUCUUUUGAGCGAGGCAUGCGCCAUACCUGCCAUUCUUGAAAUGCUUGAUCGCUGCAGCGACAAGAACGGACUAGUCCCUCGCCAAGCUGUAACCCAGUUUGUGGAAGCCAUCAACCGCCUGGAUCGCUGGCACAAGUCAGUAAAUAUGACUGUGGGAGACUUUACGCCUUUACCAGAAACCUCAACGGCCGGGACCAACUUUGAUUUCCCAAACAUCACCGUGGCUAACUCGUUGAGUCACUACUGGGCGUUCUGGAUCAUUUGCGCCACUCAGAUAAAGCGAUUGACAGCACGGCGCCUAGAUAUCUCAGGGGACUGUCUCCUGAUAGACGGCGAGCGCCCGGACAGCGAAGCGGUGAACCGAAAGAUUAUCCAACUGUCGACUUAUAUCCUUGCAUGUACUGGAUAUUUGAUGCGAGAGGACAUGAAACUCUACGGCACAGCCUCUGCCUUCUUUCCUCUGCACAUUGCGAGGAGUGCGUUGCAAAUGUUUGGAGGCAGUGAUGAGGCCAUUUGUGAGCAGUUGAAGAAGAAUGCUGAGAUCAUAUACGAACGAGGAUAUGAGGAUGUUUUACUGCUGCAUAGAAGCACGAUCAUUAUUAGCUGA